AUGUUCCCGAAAUUUGGUGUCUUGUUUUUACUCUUAGCAGGACUGGCUCUUGCAAGAGAUAUUCCACAGGUACCAGUGCAGACACCCACAUCGCCUACACUAGCACCAGCGAGCGCGAUCACCCCCGCCCCACUUGCACACGAGGAUGUUUUCAAAAGAGCGAUCGGAACAUGUGGUUUUAUUCGUGGUGACUCAGCGUCGCCUGUGACUUGCGGAGCAGGAUACAACUGCGUCACAACCGUCAGAGCUCAAUACGCAUUCGCAUGUUGCAACAAUGUAGAAUGCAUAAACGAUUGGAGCGUUUGUCGUCCGUUUGGUCAAACAGACUGCAUGGGCAACAAUCUUCCCGACGAUACCUGCUCACGGAUCUAUGGAUCUAUACUCCAAUGUUCGGAAGCAGCACCCUACUGCGUUACCUAUGCGCGUAGUUCUACGCUCAGCGAUUCAAUCACCUUUGUUUCGUUAACGUGCGGGACAACCUCGGAAGACGUUCUUCUCCUCGCGACAGUAACGAAUGGCGCAAAACAAACUGCAUCUGGCAAACCCGCCGCCGAGGAAACCGAGAGUGCAGACCCCCUUGCCGGCUUCCCAUCCAUCCCGGGUUUGUCGUCCCCGACUGGAACGUCUACUCGCAACUCCCCUGCGCCUACCGGUUCCAGUUCAAACGAACCCGCACUGAGCACCAGGUCGAUCGUUAUAAUCUCUGUGGUUGGCGCUGUGGUACUUCUAUUGGCGCUGGGAGUCGGAUGGUGUUGUUGGUGCAAGAGGAUAAAGGCAUGGUGGCGCAACAGACGACACCGCAAUGCAGAUAUCAUUGAUCCGGCCAGGAUACCGCAAGCGCCUUAUCAGCCCACUAACUACCAGCCCACGAACUACCAGCCUUCCAACUAUCAGCCAACUAAUCCCAGGAUACAGCAGUGGAGGAAUGAAACACUGCUUGGCGCGAGUCCUGAUGUGGAACCGUCCGUGAAUGGGAGUGUUUAUGGUGGAAGAAGCGUGAAUGGGGCGGCGCCCAGGCCGAUGAUGACGGUACAUGAACAAUAG
This is a messenger RNA of Bipolaris victoriae FI3, 1044 nucleotides long. RefSeq lists its product as hypothetical. The coding region runs from base 1 to 1044 and encodes 347 amino acids. The record is from RefSeq and is a predicted model, not a curated record. Lineage: Eukaryota; Fungi; Ascomycota; Dothideomycetes; Pleosporales; Pleosporaceae. The transcript is spliced from 3 exons.